AUGGCUAAAAUGCAUUUGAUUGUUUCUGUAAAUACAGGUAGCAAGAUAGCUUUAGUGUCCUACGGCAUUGUAAGCGUGGUGGGACUGUGCUUUACACGUCAGGAGCGUUACGAGAACCAGCUCAGUUUCUGUGUCCAGAAAUAUGGAUUAUGGGUCAUUAUUGCAUAUGGUGAACGGCUAAAGCUCCCAGGUCAAAAGCGACAUUUUACAGAAAUGAUAACCUGCAAUCAGAAGUUUAUAGAGUUCGAAGAUGCACUGGAGCAGGAGAAGAAAGAACUACAAAUCCAAGUGGAACACCUUGAAUUUCAGACUCGACAGCUGGAGCUGAAGACCAAAAACUAUGCAGAUCAGAUUUCACGACUGGAGGAACGUGAAUCAGAAAUGAAGAAAGAGUAUAAUGCUCUACAUCAGCGUCACACAGAGAUGAUCCAGACCUACGUGGAGCACAUUGAACGAUCCAAGAUGCAGCAGGUUGGGGGAAAUAAUCAAACUGAGGGGAGUGUACCUGGGAGAAGCAGGAAGGAACGUCCUAACUCUCUGAAUGUCUUCCCCCUCGCGGAUGGCAUGGUACGUGGGCAGAUAGGGGCCAAGAUCGUCCCAACACUGGACCACUGGCACCUGAGUGACCUCGGCCAGCUGCAGUCCAACUCCAGCUACAAGGUUUUAUAG
This is a messenger RNA of Charadrius vociferus (killdeer), 669 nucleotides long. Its product is annotated as C-Jun-amino-terminal kinase-interacting protein 3-like. Gene Ontology annotation, biological process: vesicle-mediated transport. Gene Ontology annotation, molecular function: kinesin binding; JUN kinase binding; MAP kinase scaffold activity. The coding region runs from base 1 to 669 and encodes 222 amino acids. The transcript has 7 exons. Lineage: Eukaryota; Metazoa; Chordata; Aves; Charadriiformes; Charadriidae. Gene Ontology annotation, cellular component: cytoplasm. The record is from RefSeq and is a predicted model, not a curated record.